AUGGCUGCUGUGCUCCCCGUCAGACCGCCCUGUGACAGCAACCCCGCUACUCCCGGAGCACAAUCCAUUAAGGAGGAUGUAAUAGAAGAGGAGUCCAAUGAUGGCAGCCAGCCUCCCAAGAGAAGGAGGAUGGGUUCAGGCGACAGCUCUCGAAGCUGUGACACCUCCAGUCAAGAGCUUGGUCCGACAUAUUUCCCAGCAGAAAAUCUGACAGAGUACAAGUGGCCGCCAGAUGAUACAGGAGAGUAUUACAUGCUGCAGGAGCAGGUCAGCGAGUAUCUGGGAGUCACAUCAUUCAAGAGGAAGUAUCCUGAUAUGGAGAGGAGGGACUUGUCCCACAAAGAGAAGCUCUACCUUCGUGAACAGAACGUCAUCACUGAAACACAGUGCACUUUGGGUCUGACAGCUCUGCGCAGCGACGAGGUGAUAGAUCUGAUGAUAAAGGAGUAUCCCACCAAACACUCUGAGUAUUCAGUCAUACUGCAGGAGAGGGAGCGACAGAGAAUAGCAAAAGAGUACUCUCAAAUGCAGCAGCAGAACCCUCAGAAGGUGGAAGCCAGCAAGGUUCCUGAGUACAUAAAGAAAGCAGCGAAAAAAGCUGCAGAAUUCAACAGUAACUUCAACAGAGAGCGUAUGGAAGAGAGGAGAGCCUACUUUGACCUCCAGACUCAUAUUAUCCAGGUGCCCCAGGGCAGGUUCAAGGUGUUGGCUCCAGACCUCACCAGAACAGGGCCCUACCCUGUGGCUCUCAUACCCGGACAGUUCCAGGACUACUACAAAAGGUAUUCUCCCAAUGAGCUGCGAUACUUGCCGCUGAACACAGCUCUGUUUGAGCCUCCACUGGAUCCAGAGCUUCCUGCGCUGGACUCAGAACCUGACUCUGAUGACGCAGAGGAAGCCAAGGAUGAAAAGAAGAACAAGAACUCAUCUGACAGUUCUUCAGGCAACACAUCAGACGUGGAGAGUCAGGAGGGCGGAGGUGGACAGGGCCACAAGUCCAAGGCCAAAGACAGAACGUCAACUCCAGGCAAAGACGGCAACCAGCGCCAUUCUGCGUCCCACAAAGCCACCCCAGGGUACAAGCCUAAGGUCAUUCCCAAUGCUAUAUGUGGCAUUUGCCAGAAGGGUAAAGAGGCCAACAAGAAAGGCAAACCAGAGGCUCUCAUUCACUGCUCCCAAUGUGAUAACAGCGGUCACCCGUCCUGCUUGGACAUGAGCACGGAGCUGGUGUGUGUGAUCCAGACGUACCGCUGGCAGUGUAUGGAGUGUAAGACGUGCACCGUGUGCCAGCAGCCCCACCACGAGGACGAGAUGAUGUUCUGUGACAAGUGUGACCGAGGUUACCACACGUUCUGCGUAGGCAUGGACUCCAUACCUAAAGGUCUUUGGGUAUGUGAGGUCUGCGACAAAGAUUUCACCACACCCAAGAAGAAAGGAGGAGCCAAAACACCUAAGAAGUCCAAGUCUGCUCAAAAAUGACCUACGAACUACUUUGACCAUAGUAUCUUGACCAAAUGCUCCACAAAUGUCAGCUGUUCAGCUGCAUAAGCUGUAAAUCUUGAAAACAUCAGAUCAUUGUUUGUCCCAAUAGUUUUGCUGCAGAAUGAUAAUCAUAAAAGCCUAGUGUGUGUUCCAAAAUAAAUAUAUAAGUAAAUAAAAACCCACUAGUGUUGCCUUCUACCAAGUACCAAGAAUCCAAACACAAAAAUCUUAACUUGUCGUUGCUCUCUGUUGAUUAGCAGAUGACACAACAAACUUCGUAAUCAUUUCUGUGAAAGCUGUGAUGACGUGGUUUAUGUACGUGAUGAUACAUCAGGUGUCCAUCCACAUGAGGCAUUAACUUGAGCACAGCAGCUCUGUUACAAA
Stegastes partitus (bicolor damselfish) is the source of this 1866-nucleotide messenger RNA. RefSeq names its product PHD finger protein 10 (gene phf10). Bases 1 to 1479 code for a protein of 492 amino acids. Gene Ontology annotation, cellular component: npBAF complex. The transcript is spliced from 12 exons. The record is from RefSeq and is a predicted model, not a curated record. NCBI's taxonomy places the organism in Eukaryota, Metazoa, Chordata, Actinopteri, Pomacentridae.